Cotesia congregata is the source of this 1056-nucleotide messenger RNA. The record is from the annotation of a GenBank genome assembly. Lineage: Eukaryota; Metazoa; Arthropoda; Insecta; Hymenoptera; Braconidae.
AUGGUAACAAAGGUCAAGGAAGGACCGGAAAGAAAAGAAAAAGAAAAGUGGUUCAACGAGGAGUGUAAAAAGAGAAGGAAAGAGGUAUGGGACAAACUGAAAAAAUUCAUAAAAAACAGGAGCAAAGAAAACAAGAGAGAGCUUAAAGAAAGUAGGAAAGAAUAUAAAAAUACAAUGAAAGGAUGCAAAGAAAAGUGGGUAGAAGAAAUGUGUAAGGAUAUUAGUAGAGCCAAAGACAUGAGCAAGUGGUGGGAAGCCAUCAAUAGAUUUAGAGGAAAGAAGAGGAAGCAUAAAAAAAAUAAAAUAUCGGAGGAAAGAUGGGAAACUCACUUUGACAAACUAUUGAAUGGGGAAGAAAAAGAGAAACAAAAAGAGGAAGAAGAAGAAGAAAAUAACCAAGUGGAGGAAGAGAGAAAUGAAGAAAAGAAAACAAAGAUAUUAAUAUGUAGGAAUGGAGGAAGAAAGAAAAAAGAAAAAAAAUGGACAUAUGAAGGGGAAGAAAUAGAAGUAAAAGAGGUGAAAUAUGUAGGAUACUGGUUUACGGUGAAAAAUAGUGCAGCAAAGCAACAAAUGGAGAUGGCGAGGAAAGCACAAAAAGCAACGAACGCGGUAUGUGGUAUAAUAAAGAGAAGCAAAAGAAACAGUAUAAGGGACAGGAUGUAUCUGAUGAACACGGUGGCGAAAUCUGUAGCUAUGUAUGGAGUAGAAGUGUGGGGGUGGGAAAAAUCGGAGGAGAUUAGGAGAGUGCAUAGAAGGCUGUGCAAGAUGGCUUUAGGAGUGAGUAGGGACACACCAGGGUACAUAUGGAGGGAAGAAAUGGGAGUAGAGGAUAUAGAAAUAACACUAAAAGAGAGAGCAGUACGAUAUAUAAAGGACGUGUUAAAAAUGGACAGAGAAAGAUGGCCGUGGAUUAUUAUGAAAGAAGAAAUGAGAGGUAUACUAAACGGAAGAGCAACAAAAUGGGGUAAAGAAGUGAAAAAAAUAUUAGAAAAAAUGGGUUGUGAGGAAGUAGUCAGGAUGAUAUAUAAAGAGCAGGAAAUAGAAGAAAUAGAAACA